Messenger RNA from Columba livia (rock pigeon), 3856 nucleotides. RefSeq names its product claudin 5 (gene CLDN5). Gene Ontology annotation, biological process: cell adhesion; bicellular tight junction assembly. Gene Ontology annotation, molecular function: structural molecule activity. Gene Ontology annotation, cellular component: bicellular tight junction; plasma membrane. The coding region runs from base 103 to 753 and encodes 216 amino acids. The record is from RefSeq and is a predicted model, not a curated record. Lineage: Eukaryota; Metazoa; Chordata; Aves; Columbiformes; Columbidae. The transcript has a single exon.
CGGCGGCGCUCCAAGCCGGCUCGGCAGCUGCCCGGGAGCGAGUGGUGCAGAGCGGCCGCGCCGUCCUUUCUCCGGAGGUUCUGCUGGGGCAGCGGCGGCACCAUGACUUCGUCGGCGGUGGAGAUUUUGGGGCUGGGACUGGGCAUCCUGGGCUGGGUGGGGGUGAUCCUGGCCUGCGGGCUGCCCAUGUGGCAGGUGUCGGCCUUCAUCGACGUGAACAUCGUGGUGGCGCAGACCAUCUGGGAAGGGCUGUGGAUGAACUGUGUGGUGCAGAGCACAGGGCAGAUGCAGUGCAAGGUGUACGACUCCAUCCUGGCGCUGCCAGCCGAGGUGCAGGCUGGGCGGGCGCUCACGGUCGUCGUGGCUCUGCUGGGGCUGGUGGCGCUGAUGGUGACCGUGGUGGGCGCGCAGUGCACCAACUGCAUCCAGCCCGGCAAGAUGAAAUCCCGCAUCGUGAUCGCCGGCGGAGCCAUCUACAUCCUCUGCGGGGUCCUGGUCCUCAUCCCGCUCUGCUGGUUCGCCAACAUCGUCAUCAGGGACUUCUACGACCCCACGGUGCCGACGUCCCAGAAGCGGGAGAUGGGGGCCGCGCUUUACAUCGGCUGGGCGGCCACGGCCCUGCUGCUCUUCGGGGGCUGCCUCAUCUGCUGCUGCUCCUGCUCCCAGCGCGACGAGACCUCCUUCCCCGUCAAGUACUCGGCGCCGCGGCGGCCCACGUCCAACGGCGAGUACGACAAGAAGAACUACGUCUGAGCGGGGCUGCCCCGCUCCCCCGGCCCUGCGGGGACACGGACGGGCGGCUGCGAGCCGGUGCUGCCGCGCUCCUCCGGGGGCACGGGACAUCGCGCCGGGAGCGUCUGCGGUGAGCUCACCUGCCUAGAGCCUCUUCUGAACGCGGACGCCCGCGAAGCGGCAGUCCUAGGCACGGCAGCGCCCCGCUGCCCGCCAGCCCGGCUCCCCGGCGGGUCUGGCCGCUUCGCUGCGGGCAGCGCCGUGCUCGGCACCGCCGAGGGCCCGGUACUGACUGCCCGCGGUGCCGGGGCGAGCAAAGCCCUCCCCGGCCGCACAGCGCAGCCGAACCAGCAUCUCCCCGAGCCGGGGCGGCUGGAGGCACCCAGGAGCCCGGGCGAGCCGCGGCGGUGUCUGCCGGGACGCCCCGUCCGGGCGCAGCCGCCCCCUCGCCCGGCGCGGGCUCGGCUCCCGCCGCAGGUCCCGGCCCCUCACCGGCAUUACCCGGAGACUUGUGAGUACUCUACAGCCCGCCCUUGGUGCUGGUGCCUCUCGGGCACAGCCUGGCUGGCGGGACCGGGCCGUCGGAUGUGCACUGUCGCCGAGAACUCUCCCUUCUUCGUUGUCUCUCUUGAAAAACUGCAUCUGGCUGUUCCCACUGGGGCUUUCACUGCUUAGAGGUUUUUGUUCUUCGUCUAUUUGAGCAACUAAACUAGGGGUUCUGUCUAAAGCAUGACACUAACCUUGGUCCUUAAUCCUGUGGGCAAGUAACUGUUUGGAGAAGGGUAUUUGAUUUUCUUCAGUUGUUUCGGUCCCUCAGAGAAGUGCAUUGGUCUGUGUGUCUUUGAGACCUUUGAAGGAGACUUCAGGUAGUUGCAGUCAUUUAGCGGAGAACACACCAGAUUAUACUAGGUUGCCCCUUGAGAUUCUUCAUCCCUUCUCCUUGUUCAGCUUCUGUUCAGUUUUUACUUGCAUAUGAACUUAUUGCCAGAAUUGUUGGAGGACUAGAUUCGGAGACCUGGGAGAUCUUUGUAUGUCCAGGCUCCAGCGGGUAAUCCCUCCGUGUCCUCUCAUCUGCACUACAGGAGACUGGAAACAUAAAAAUUGCAUUGGAUAUUGAUGGUUGGGGCACGGACGGCUUUCAUGGCCUUUUUGCUGAGCCCCACUUGCUGCCAAUUUUGAAUUGUGUGUUCAGCUGGAUGUGCACUUUUUUGUCUCCCCACCAUUAUUUUGUUAACAAGUGCCUUCCUUCAUUUACUAAAUCAGGCAAAGAAAUUGCUAGAAGAGUUUUAUCAAAUAUAUUGACUGAGACUUUAUGCAGGUUAUUCAGGGGUUGUGAAGUCAUGGCUCUUGCAGCUCUCAGCUCCUCUGUAUUACCCUGGUAACACUGUGCAGACUGGAAGGAAGGUGCUCUGGGCAACAUUAAAUUUCUGAGCUCAACACCUGCUAAACUUUGCCACAGCCUGGCAUAUUAGCAGACACCUUCAUUUUACACCUUGUUUAAAGGUGGGCUUAAGGGUUGGCCUGGUACUCUUCCAUGCAAAUUACUUCUACUUUUAAAUCAACACAUAAUUUUGCUACAGACCGUGGCAGCAUCUGUAUCGCCAUAAGGAGAUUUCUGCCAACAAUUAGCAAGGAAAUGUGCUGUGCGUGUUCCUCAGCACAACACCAUGACCUCAUGUGUCUCUUACAACCAUGUAGCAAUACAGUGCACACCUAAGGGAGCAUUAACUCAUACGAGUUUCUGAUAAUGCUGAGACUUAUGGACUAACCCUGACUGUGGGGUUGUGGCAGAUUUACAUCAACUGUGGUUUUACUCCGCUUAGUAAAUUUAAAACCUCAGUGGUAUAAAUACAUACACAGACCUGAAUGAGACUAAAACCUUGCCCCGAAAAUACUGAUGUUUAAUGUUGAGCACAUGAUUUACCCUUUUAAAGAUAACCGCUUUCAUUGCUAAACACGCAGGGUCUGAGCCCAUCAGACAGUACAAGAGCAGAGCAAAACAUCUAGAACCAGUUUUGCUCUAUAAAGAGGUGCAGUUCUUAUACCAUCUGCAUUUUAAUAAAGGCUGUAAUACUGUUAUGAUGUGAGAUGUAGUUCUGGUACAAGAAUGAAAUAUUCUGUAUUUCAUCAUUGCAACUUUUUUUUUAAACAGUGUAACCUUAUAAACUGUAAAUGUAUUUAAAUGCAUAUAUUUUGCAAGAAAUUAACAAAGAUGGCUUGUUAUGUGGUUUGGUGCCUUUGUUUCACGGUUACUUUAUUUUUGUUUUAAAUGAUCAUGUCCAACUGUCUGUGUCACCCAGCCUGCAGACACACUAUACCCUCACUCAGCGCUCCGGUGCCUAGCAAACAGUCAAGAGAUAUUAGAUUAAAUCCUGGACCUCACUCUAUUUUGUCUUUAAUUCAAGAACUAAAAAACAGCCCCAUGCUGACAGACACACCUGCAUGUGUUUUUACUGUAGAGCCUUCAGAAGUGCCACAGGCUUUGAGCUCUGACCAAAAGACUUUCUGGGUGGUUCAUUGCCAGCAUUUAACAUCAAAUCAAAACUGGUGUCUGGGAGAGACAGAGGGAAAACCACAGAAGGGAGAUGUUUUCUUAAACAAGGCAAACUUCUUGACAGACAGCUUUGUGUGACAGCAGGGCUAGUUCCGCUCAUAACCAAAAUCUGAGACAAUUACACAAGAAGACCUGUUGGAAGAAGCGGCACUGUAUAUGUCCUAGCAAACACAGCACUGUCCUACCAAAAACAUAACUUGCUUGUAAGAAGGUUUUGCUGAGGUUGGUGGGGCAGUGCCCAACAAUACCGUCAGGAAGUGGGGUCAAUUUAAAAAAAGAUGUUUUUAUGUUCAGUCUCAUCCUUCAGUAUGCCUACAUGUUGAUGUGCUGUAAAAAUUAACCCGAGGGAACACUGUUACUGAGGUCAUUGGCUUCAGGGUAAAAGUCUAAGUUGGUUUCCGCUAUGUUUUGUUUUCCAAGAGCACAGACCUAGUCCUGAGCUUUAAGACUCGGAAGUGCUCAGGAUCAGGCCCGAGCCUCAUCCCGACGAAAAGAGAAAUCUAUAGCACUUGUUUACUAUUUUUAUUUUGUAUUUAUGAUUUCAUAUAAAAAUAAAAACAUCUAAACCAA